Molecule: messenger RNA, 746 nt
Organism: Anneissia japonica
Lineage: Eukaryota; Metazoa; Echinodermata; Crinoidea; Comatulida; Comatulidae
Exons: 2
Coding region: 267-731 (154 amino acids)
Biological process (GO): immune response; cellular response to lipopolysaccharide; T cell costimulation
Cellular component (GO): external side of plasma membrane
Source: RefSeq, a predicted model, not a curated record
CUCUCAAUAUCAGUAAAGUAUACCAAUUAGAUUGUGUGAGUGUAUUCAUGUGGAACGCCAUCCAAGAAGAUUAACUAGCGUAGGAAGCUAACCACAACACCGUAUCGCAUCAAUCAGUCGUGCUUGGAAUGCUUCUAUCGGCAAAGCAACCAUUGGUGAAUCGGUGAAUAUAAGGCUUAGAAGCGCCAUGAUAUAGUCCACUCAAUUUCCAGUUAUCCCGUUCGGAUCUGAUACUUUUCAUUAGAAUACCAGGGAGAGGCGUGACAAUGAUUGUCCUCAACAAAUUUGUAUGCUAUGUAACCGUCUUGGUUUUAACUGUCAUUCAAAAAAUACCACCAGUGGCUCCCCAGGCGAUCUCUGUAAUAACCGAAACAUUAAAAACAGUGAACCUUGGUGGGACAGUUGAACUGACGUGUACAUACGACACAACCACAAGGCGAGAAGAUAUCCGUAUUUACUGGCUGAAAGUCAAAGCACAAGGAGAUGAACUUAUUCUUGAAAUACCUGAUGAGUCUACGUCAGUGGUUCAUGAUCCAUAUAAAGGUCGAUUUAAACGACAAGGGGACAAUAAUUUAGAAAUCAAUGAUGUCGUUUUGGCUGAUGCUGGGUUAUAUAAGUGCAAUGUAACCACCAAAGGGGUGAUUAUACAAUCAAGUUCGUCUGCAGUUGAAUUGGUAGUCAACGGUACGUGUAUACCAUGGCAAAUGAUUAAUUUUAAUAAUAAAAUAUAAUAAUAAAAAUAAUAA